AAUCAAAGCGAGAAUUGUUUUGAGUCAGGCAUAUCUGUGAAAUGCCGUAUAUAUAUUUGGCUCGUGCUUAACUGUCUCCCCUCCGGAUCAGUGGUACAGUCUCACAGAUUUCAUUCAUAAAAAUCUGCCUCGCUAUAAAGAGAAGCAGCGUUGAUGGCUGGUGCCUCCUAGCGUAGUAACCUCAAUCUAGAUUUUAAAAUAAAUAAAAAAUAACCCUGAAGAAUAGCAUUUGGUGACAUUAGUCACAUAUUAAUCUGGUUCCCAGCAUCUCCUGGAGCGAUCUAGCAGAAGUGAUGCCUAAAAUCGCGAGUGUUUCGCAGGUGUCUGAAGAACAGCUGCUGCUCACAUCAGCUUCUGAGAUGAAGGAUACGCAGAAGACAGGUAUUCUGAAGGAUGCUGAUGCUCCCUUUGUUCCAACGGUCACUGCUGUAGCUUCAGCUCCAGAUCUCAAGUGGAUGGUCCUGUUGACUGACAUCUCUUCAGUGUCGCCCUGCAGACACGAGAAAUCACAGAGCUCAUCUCCCUCCACAGAUGCCAAACCGGCUCGAAAAACCUUCACUGGCCGGAGGAAGGGGGUGAAACAUCAGCUUUCUCCAGAGGAAGAGGAGAGAAAGAGGAUCAGAAGAGAAAGGAAUAAACUCGCAGCCGCCAAGUGUCGAAAUCGCAGACAAGAGCUAACCAACAGCCUCCAAGCUGAAACCGAUAGUCUCGAGGAGGACAAAGCAGCUCUACUGUCUGAGAUCGCCAAUCUGUUAAAGGAGAAAGAACGACUCGAACUCAUCCUCUCUGCUCACAAGCCCCAUUGUAAACUCACAGAGGAGACGGUGGCAGAGAGUGAGGAACAAACCCAAGCCCAGAAGGAGCAGAUUCAAGCUCGCAGCACCUCCCCAGAACAGGUGCCCACCUCCCCUCAGCAGGCCGACCCCACCAGCACUGCGAUCUUUGGCGACUCCGACAUCCUUCUGUGCUCCAGUGCCGAACUGGGCGCCGCUGAAGUGGAACCGUACAUCGAUAUGCGAGAUGUGUCCAUGGAAGAUUUUAGCGAGGUGAUUGACAGCAGUGAUGACAUGGAUCUGUUAGUGCCAGAUAUUGACCUCACUAGCUCUCUGGGUCUGAGCGAAUGGGAAACCCUGUACAUGUCAAUGGGUGGCGGGUUGGAAGCUCUCAGCUCGCCUACAUGCAGCCCCACCUGUAGCAGCACCAACGCCGUGCCCGUCUUCAGCUUCAACAAUGCAGAUGUGGAGAAGCAUGACAGUGGGAAAGAGGGCAAAUCUAAUGCAGCCAAAGAAAUCUCGACGACUUUAUGAAGCUUCUGGCACAUCAUUCUUAUGAAUAAAGGUUCCAAAAUGGAGUUUCCACAGUGACCCCUCCCCCCC
Sinocyclocheilus rhinocerous is the source of this 1376-nucleotide messenger RNA. RefSeq names its product proto-oncogene c-Fos-like. The record is from RefSeq and is a predicted model, not a curated record. Gene Ontology annotation, molecular function: DNA-binding transcription factor activity, RNA polymerase II-specific; RNA polymerase II cis-regulatory region sequence-specific DNA binding. The coding region runs from base 294 to 1307 and encodes 337 amino acids. The transcript has 4 exons. Gene Ontology annotation, cellular component: nucleus. Gene Ontology annotation, biological process: regulation of transcription by RNA polymerase II. NCBI's taxonomy places the organism in Eukaryota, Metazoa, Chordata, Actinopteri, Cypriniformes, Cyprinidae.